Messenger RNA from Stylonychia lemnae, 1278 nucleotides. Lineage: Eukaryota; Ciliophora; Spirotrichea; Sporadotrichida; Oxytrichidae. The record is from the annotation of a GenBank genome assembly.
AUGACUUAUUAAGAAUUGCUUACUCACUACCAACUUGAAUGCAAAGCUAUUGAUGUUUUAUGUCCCUUAGGAUGUGGUUUUUAUUUUAAGAGGCAAGAUAGAAUGGACCAUAUUGGAAGAUGCAUAUUCAUUAAAUACAGUUGCAGAGAUUGUGGUGUCUAAAUGACUAUAAAAGAAUCGGAUCCGAACUCUCAUAAUUGUUUCUCUAUCCUUCAUCAGAUAGUAAAGUAGUCUAAGUAUAUGUAUCUAGAUAUCAAGAAGGAUUUUGAAUCUUAUAAGAAGGAAAUUGAUGCUUAAAAUAUUCGAAUAGUCUAAGAAAUUUCUAUUAUGCCUUAGCAACCUAAAUAUAAAAUGACUUUCCUUCAUAAAAAUCCAUUGAGGAGAAUGACUUUCAAACAAAUGAAGGAAUGUUACGAUUACAAACCUAAUAAAUGGUAUUGUGAUGCCUAUCACUUCUAAAGAUGUUAAUAAGGUAAAACGAUCACUGAUAAUAAGAUUAAAUUUCCUGAUGCAAUAUUCCAUCAUUGUCUGAAAUGUAAGGUAGGGUUAACAUCUAAGAUCUUCAAGAAUAUGAUCUAGAGACUUAUUAGUUAGGUCAUUAAUGCAGUGGCGUUAGAUUUUAAGGAUGCAAAUUCAUUGGUCCAUCCUUUUGAAUACUUUCAACCUGGUCAUGAUGAAGAUAUGCAAAAAGUACUUGAUAAUGUCAGAUAAAAGAGAGAGAUUGAUAAGAAAGAAUUGAGAUAGAAAGUAAUUGAUCAUUUUAAAGACUAACCCACUCAGACUGCUGAGGUUUAAUUUCAUUAGCACCCUUUAAAACUAUUGAGAUUCGCACAGAUUCAGGAAAUUCAUGGUCCUGAGAUAGGCAAUUAUUGGUCGUGCAAUGGAGGAACUCGUACUAAUGGCUGUGUAACCAAAUAAAAUAGGGGCCACCCUAUAUUGAAGCCAAAUGAAAUACUUUAUCAUUGCUCUGAUUGUUCCUUUGAUCUGUGCGAAUAAUGUAAUCAUUCUCAUGGACACAGACAUCCUCAUUUACUUGAAAAGCUAACUCUCUAAGAAGUUGCUAAGAAAGAUUUAAUUUAUAACCAGGGCUUUAUUUGCAAAGGCGCAGAUUUUAAGGAUUGUUUUCUAGGAAAAUAAAAUUCAAGCGAUGUAAGAGAUGUAGUUUAUCACUGCUAAUAAUGUAAGUUUAACUUAUGCUAUAAGUGUGUGGAGGUUUAUUAGAUUUAACCUAAGAUUAACUUGGAAAAUCAAAAUUUAUAUGGCUUUAGAAGAUUUUGA